Photinus pyralis (common eastern firefly) is the source of this 1647-nucleotide messenger RNA. RefSeq names its product ribonuclease H2 subunit A. NCBI's taxonomy places the organism in Eukaryota, Metazoa, Arthropoda, Insecta, Coleoptera, Lampyridae. The transcript is spliced from 2 exons. Gene Ontology annotation, cellular component: ribonuclease H2 complex. The coding region runs from base 218 to 1165 and encodes 315 amino acids. Gene Ontology annotation, biological process: mismatch repair; DNA replication, removal of RNA primer. Gene Ontology annotation, molecular function: RNA binding; RNA-DNA hybrid ribonuclease activity. The record is from RefSeq and is a predicted model, not a curated record.
CCAUCUACUGUCGUUUGGCAAUUAUCGAACCACAAACGUUAACAUCUUACAAAAUACAAACAAAUUUUGGCGCUUAAAAGAAUCUGAGGUUAAAAAUUAACGUCUGCACUUAGAAGAAAUAGCGAUACUCUGAGCGUCUGCAGACUGUUAUUUAUAUUUUUGGGCCCUUGGAUUGUUUCUUCCUCGGUUUCUUCAUAGCAUUUUGGUUAUAUCAGCUAUGGAUACUCCAGAUACUGGUACAAAUAUUAUCUCAUUAGACAGUUUAAACACAUUCUUAAGUCAGCGAGAUAACUCAGAAAAUGCAUUUUAUAUAUCAACGAUUCCAAAGAUGUGUACCGAAGCUCCCUGCAUUUUAGGAAUUGAUGAAGCUGGGAGAGGCCCAGUCUUAGGCCCUAUGGUGUACGGAAUUGCAUUCUGUCCUAUAGAUAAGAAUGAAAUGCUAAAAUCCUUUGAAUGUGCAGAUUCUAAAGCAUUAACAGAAGCAAAACGUGACGAGAUAUUUUCAAAUAUGUGCACUUCAACAGAUGUAAUUGGCUGGGCCGUUGAUAUUAUUUCUCCGAAUCGAAUUAGUAACAGUAUGCUAAGUCUUAAGAAACAUUCCUUAAAUGAAGUUUCUAAAGAAUCUGCAAUAGGAUUGAUUAAAGCCGUAGCCUUUGCGGGGGUUGUUAUCGAACACAUUUAUGUGGACACGCUUGGAAGUCAACCAGAGAAAUACCAAGCAUACUUGUUAAAUAUUUUUCCAAAUUAUAAAAUAACUGUAGCUAAAAAAGCUGACUCUCUAUAUCCAAUUGUUUCUGCAGCAAGCAUUUUUGCAAAAGUCACCAGGGACCAUUCUUUACAAACUUGGAAAUUUUCCGAAGGUUUUGACUUAAAUCAUAAAGACUUUGGAAGUGGUUACCCAGGUGAUCCAGUAACGAAGAAAUUUUUGAAAGAGUAUUUAGAUCCUGUGUUUGGUUUUCCUCAAAUUGUUCGAUUUAGUUGGAGCACCGCCUCAAAAAUUCUAGAAUCUGAUGCAUAUCCUGUCGAAUGGAUGGAAACCGAAGAUGAAAAUCCAAAAUCAACCCAGUCUACACAAAUUACUUCAUUUUUUAAAAUGGAUAAAGAAACAAAGAAAAAACAUUCUUUUUUUGCUCAAAUGUGUCUUACAAACUCCACACCAUUCUAGUUUUAAGCCAUAAUUUAAGCUGCUUUUAGUUAUUAUAAUUGCAACAAAUAUAAUAUUUACUUUGCAAGAUAUUUGUAGUGUAAUGUAGGUAUAGUGUUUUUCAACAAAAUAAUUACCAUUGAUUAUCCAUUUUAACAAUGAUAAUGCCAAAUUAGCCUAUGUUCAAAUUGAAUUAGCAGUAAUGAAUCUUAUGUUAGGAAAUUAAAUAUUUUACUUUUUCUUUUGUAUUCCACAAAAAACUAACGUUUAUACAGAGCGGAUGCGUUCAAUCCCAGUUUGUUAAAAAAAAAUUAGGACAGAGAAACAAUAGCAAAAUUUUUUUGUUUGGAACAGAGACAUGGAGUGGUAGAUGUCUCUGGUUUGGAACUACAACUUUCUUUACUUUUUACUGUUACCACAGACAACAUUUAUACUACAGACCAUUGAAUUUCAAUGUACAGACGGUCAAUGCAAUGCUAUAGAAUAAACGCAACACCUAAUAG